Molecule: messenger RNA, 432 nt
Organism: Penicillium waksmanii
Lineage: Eukaryota; Fungi; Ascomycota; Eurotiomycetes; Eurotiales; Aspergillaceae
Product: Clr5 domain-containing protein
Exons: 1
Coding region: 1-432 (143 amino acids)
Source: RefSeq, a predicted model, not a curated record
AUGCCGCGCCAACAAAUUAAUCUCGAGCCCUACCGGGACGAGAUUAUCGCUCUCUUUCAACACGGUAUCAGUAGCGACUCCAUCAGCCGCACCCUUGAGAGUCGAUAUAAUAUUCAAGUCAAGGAGCGGACAAUCCAGUCCCGCCUCCGCAAGUGGGGUAUCCGCAAACGAAGCCGAACAACAACCGCUGAUGAAGCCCUUCAUGCCCGCAUUAAAAUCCUCUUCGUGCAAGAUAGGUUGACCGAUAAGGCCAUGCUAAAGCUCCUGCGCCAAGAUGGCUACGACAUCUCUGAACGGACCCUGCGUCGCCUCCGGUUCCAGCUUGGCCUCCAUGCAAGAGCCUCGCUGGAGCAUGAGCGGGGUCCCCUGAUACAUCUACCGUUGCCUGUAUCCGUCCCAGUCUCGGUCAUCGCGAAAGGGGUGGAAGCUUGA